Messenger RNA from Ostrea edulis (European flat oyster), 1791 nucleotides. RefSeq names its product cyclin-dependent kinases regulatory subunit 1-like. The record is from RefSeq and is a predicted model, not a curated record. The coding region runs from base 548 to 808 and encodes 86 amino acids. Gene Ontology annotation, biological process: regulation of mitotic cell cycle. The transcript is spliced from 4 exons. Gene Ontology annotation, cellular component: cyclin-dependent protein kinase holoenzyme complex; SCF ubiquitin ligase complex. Gene Ontology annotation, molecular function: ubiquitin binding; protein kinase binding; cyclin-dependent protein serine/threonine kinase activator activity. NCBI's taxonomy places the organism in Eukaryota, Metazoa, Mollusca, Bivalvia, Ostreida, Ostreidae.
ACCGGAACUAAGCAAUUAAAUAACUGUAUACAAAACGUCUUAUGAAGGUGAUCAGUGGGGAUAUCAUAUAUUUUGGAUAAAUAAUUGGUUUUAUAUCUAUUUUUCAUUGGGUAGAGAGGGGGUGGGGGUAUAUAUGUAAGAUCUAUACACACUUCAGGUGCCUGCGUGUGAGUAUCACACCGGUAAUUGUCCAAUCAAAAUGAACUUAGUCAAUUGUAGUUCUAUAUAUUUAAAGAAAAUUUUUUUUUCCUUGCGCGAUUUUUCUCAUUUCCUCUUCUUCUUUUCUCUUAAUUUUUGUACCCCUGAUUAGGAAAUUUUGUGUAAUUUGUAGAAAUAACCAAGUGUAUACAAAGGAACUAUUUGCUGUUGGUAGCUGAGGCUACUUCCUGAGGUGCACUCCGGCUGUUUACACACAUGUGAAAAACAUGUGGAUUUGAGGGUAGUCUUGUUUGCGGGUAAUUUUAUUUUCGAAAAUGCCAUGUAGGGUGUUGUUUUUCUGGUGUCGGCAGACAAGAUAGAAUCAAGAGACUUUACAAAAGCUUCAGAUAUGUCAGCUGAUCAGAUUUCAUAUUCUGAGAAGUACUAUGAUGAGAAAUUUGAGUACAGACAUGUUAUUCUUCCUGAUGACAUCGCAAAGCUAGUGCCAAAGAAUCAUUUGAUGACAGAGACGGAAUGGAGAAAUCUGGGAGUGCAGCAGUCCCCAGGCUGGAUCCAUUACAUGGUUCACACUCCAGAACCUCACAUUCUCCUGUUCAGACGACCUUUGCCAAAAGCUCUCCCCGUGAUGACGGCGACCAUGGUGAAGUAAGAAGAGGCAACCCACACAAACAGUUGUUAUGGUGUACAUACUUUUUGUAGUGCUGUUAUUUGUUGUUGUCCAUUUAUUAUUAUAUUAGUUGAUUUUAUAGGCACUUUUCUUUUUAUUCUGAAGUACUAGCAGUACUCAAUUUUAACACGAUUGUAGCUGUGAUUUUACAUUCUCAAUGCGUUUAUUUUCACAGCCAUGUUACAGAUUCAACAAACUUUAAGUUUACAUAAAGGUUUACAUUAUAGAGUUUACAAUGUUAUAUGAACGAGUUCCAAGAAUUCUUGAAAGAAUUUCCGGAUUAUAUGAAAUAGUUUACUUGAUAUGAUAAAGUUUACAUGAUUAUAUGAAGAACUUUACAGGAUUAUAUGAAAGAGUUUACAUGAAAGCGUUACAUCAAAUUAUGACCAACUUUUUACUUCAGAUACAAAACAGUUAUUGUUUUCUUGUUUGAAGUACUAGUGAAAAGUUCAGUCUUGCAAUUUCUUCCAAUUUCCUAGAAAAGUGAAUGUAUGAAGGUUAUUUUUUAAAUUCUUUAAGUUAUUUUUAUGUAAGUUUUGAAGGUUAUUUGAUGUAAGUUCUGAAGGUUAUUUUUGGUGUAAGUUCUGAAGGUUAUUUUUGGUGCAAGUUCUGAAGGUUAUUUUUGGUGUAAGUUCUGAAGGUUAUUUUUGAUGUAAGUUCUGAAGGUUAUUUUUGGUGUAGUUCUGUAGAUUAUUUUUGGUGUAGUUCUGUAGAUUAUUUUUGGUGUAAGUUUCUGACUACUUCAGAUUCACACUGAUGAUAUAUUUUAGUCACAAUAUGAAAGUGACACAGGUGCAGGAGUUAUGUACAUGGAGCUGUCUGUAUCUUGUAUCCCCCGACAUGUACCCUGAGUUGUUCAAAUAUUGGAGAUCCUCCAAUGAGAUAUUAAUGUAUUUUCUUUGGUAAAAAUUCUCAGGCCAGUGAAAGUUAUGUUCAGAUCAGUCAUUAAAACAUAAAAAAUCAAA